AUGGCAAAGUCUUUCGGAUGUUCCAAGUGCCGAUAUAGCAGAAACGGGUGCCAAAAGUGCCGAAAUCCAGACGCGCAGUUUCAGCCGAAAGAGCUGACGAAAGAGGAAGAGGCGAAACGGAUCGCGAGUUUAACCUCGUACGAGUUAGAGAGAGAGGUAGGGAACCAACGCGAGACAUUUUUGACUCGAGUGACUGACACCUGA
This is a messenger RNA of Bathycoccus prasinos, 204 nucleotides long. RefSeq lists its product with no specific name. The record is from RefSeq and is a predicted model, not a curated record. The transcript has a single exon. The coding region runs from base 1 to 204 and encodes 67 amino acids. Lineage: Eukaryota; Viridiplantae; Chlorophyta; Mamiellophyceae; Mamiellales; Bathycoccaceae.